Phytophthora nicotianae INRA-310 is the source of this 1235-nucleotide messenger RNA. RefSeq lists its product as hypothetical. Bases 51 to 983 code for a protein of 310 amino acids. Gene Ontology annotation, biological process: RNA catabolic process; ribonucleotide metabolic process. The record is from RefSeq and is a predicted model, not a curated record. Gene Ontology annotation, cellular component: nucleoplasm; ribonuclease H2 complex. Lineage: Eukaryota; Oomycota; Peronosporomycetes; Peronosporales; Peronosporaceae. The transcript is spliced from 2 exons.
GCGGGAAAAUAACCUUCACUCUGUCGAACUUCCAGCAACUUUUUGGUCAAAUGGGUCGCAAGGUGAUCGCGCUAGUACCGUCGGCGCUGCCUUCGUCCGUCAACUUGGGGCGCUUCCACUCGGACGCAACGGAUGCCCCGCUCCUCUCCGUUGUCACAUGGACCUCACGCUCAACUGCUGACUCCACUCGAACACGGCAAUUGGCUCUGGACAAGAGCCAAUGCCAACUCCUAGAGCUUCAACGAAUGCAACCCAUCGAGGGCUCGCGCAGCUGGUUCGUAGGCAACUGCGUGCUGCAAGACGGUGGAGUGAUGGUCUUCUCGCCAAUCGACGCGCUCUUCGUGUUGCUGGAUGCGGCGUGGGGGCAACGCACACGCUUCUCGUCAGUCUACGAUCUACUGGCACGUGAUGGCAACACUUGGUUACUGCAGCUCUCGACGCUGCGUCCGGAGAUGAUUGAAACGAUCUGUGACGUGCAAGCAGUCGGAGGUGAGGAAGGAGUUGACAACCUCUUCAUUAAGGCAAACGAAAGCAAGGUUUCGAGCUGGCUGAGCGGUAGAGUGGAGAAGGUGGCGGCAGUGCUGGCAAAGCAGGAGCUGGAGGCGAACACUAAGGCGGCAGCAAUCGAUAACCAGGUAAAUUUACCGGGAUACAACAAGAAGGAGACGAGCAGUACUGUGACCCAGGAAGAUGUUGCAAGACAUUACCGUGAAGCAAUUGAUAUUGUGGGCAAUUACCUUUCGAACGAGUGGAUUGAUGUGCUCUGCGACAAAUUCAAGGUGAAAAAAAUGGUGGAAGUCAAGGUUGUGGCUAAAGCUGCACCACUGGACACUUUUAAGCGUUUCGACCGACGUCAAACACCCGAGAAUGGGUCCAAGAGAUCAACUCCGUCCAAUGCAGGCAGCGCUAAAAAGAAGAGCAAACUAGCCAAUGUGGAUCGCACCGGAAUGAAGUCGCUGACGUCGUUCUUCGGCAAAAAGUAGUGGAGAAAAAAUGGAUCAAAGUGAUACAUUUAGCGAAAUAUAGAGCUGCUUUAUCGUCGAGAGGUUGAGCCUUCCACGCUGACCCGAUGCACUACCACAAAGUCGUCCCAACCGGAAAGAAUCUUGAACUUAAUGAAGGACGCAUCCGUCGGCUUAACGUUCUCGUUAACGAUUUGCAUCUCGCCAUCGGUCUCCUUCAACUCUGGCAACAAAAUGCACCAAAAAUUAUCAUGUGAUCAAGAAAAAACGAAU